UUACGAAGAUAGUGCUCAUUUCAGGGCAUGCUCGCCUGUGCCUCGCCUACCAAUGGCUGCUCGCCCGUCACGAGCGCGCCUGUUUCAUUUCCUCUUUCUGUCAGCCCUACUCUCUCCCCUGUACGCUCCUUCUCAAGCAUAUUUCUUUCGUCCCGUGGUAGCUGUUGACAGCGAUAUUCCUCGCCAGUCCGAUGGCGUUGCCACUACCGCUUCGAAACGCGCUUUCGCCGCGAACCUUACUCCCCGAAGACACCUGGCCGCCUCACCACCCAUCCCCGCUGGCCGCCCUGCCAUUCCUUCUGCCGAGCCUAGCUCCGCGUGGAAGCGCGCGAUGGCGGCGCUGAAGCCCGCCAUGUUCGCCGCGGUGGCCGCCAUGUCCGUCGGCGCGGAGAGCGACGUGCCCACUGCUGCGCUCCGGCCGCUGCUGGCGCCCGGCGUGGUGGCCACGGCCAAGGUCCGACUGCUCGGUGCGGCGGAUCUGAAAGAAGGGAUUGACUGGGAAGGGCUGAAAUGUAGCGCGGAAGGCACGCUGACGCCGCCCUAUUCCUCGGCCGUAGCGCUGCUGUACCUGCGGCUCGAGCAGGGCGACUUGUCCGCGCCUCUGACGUCGCGCACGUGGCCGUUCGCCGACUCGGCGCAGGGCGCGCCGGUGUACGCCACGGCCCUCACGUUCCUGUCGCCCGUCGUGUCCUUCCGCAUCUACCCCAGCGCCCCCGUGGGCCCAGCGGCGCAGCAGCAAGAGUUGAGUCUGCUGAAUUUGGAAAGGGGGUUCGGCGCUAUUCAAGUAUCGUUCAACGUGUCGAAUGCCCUGCUUGCUCGGCCACGCAGAUGCACUCUGAUCGACCUCCAGGGGGGUGUGGACCAGCAGACGAUGUCGGCUACAGGCGCAGCUGUCCUAGAGCAGUGCUAUAAGCCGAGCACUUUCAACAGCACCUAUUUCUUCGCGCUCACAGAGCCCGUGGACGUCAAAUACCAGGUGAAGCUUCCGCCGCCCCCUCCGCCAUCCCCUCCGCCUCCGCCCAGCCCCCCGUCCCCACCCCCGCCUCCCCUGGCUCCCCCUCCCCCCCCUCCCCCCGCCCCGCCUUCUCCCCCGCCGGAUGGAGGCAGCAACACGGGCCUGUACAUGGGCAUAGGCAUUGGCGUGGGCCUGGCGGUGCUGCUGCUGGCAGGCGCCGUGGCAGCGCUCGUGUAUGUCUGGACGGUCAGGCGGAAAAAGAACGCUCAGUCACAGCCUGAGGGGAAGGUGGGCCGCGCGCAGCUGCUCGCGGCAAUGUCAUCUUUCAAAGGGAGUUCGAAGGGUUCUUCACGGUCCUCAACUAAGGAGGACGGAUGAUUAGAGUGCGGGUGGUCGUAGCUUAGGAGCAAGCAACGUUCCAAGGGGUCUCUCUCUGGUGGAUCCGAAGGCUGAGUACUUGUUUGCAUACCAUUUGAUAGGCUCAGUUAAGUAUAUCUACUCUAUAUCUGGGGCAAAUUCUUACUGCAAGAGUGUACGUUAUCUUAUUCCU
Molecule: messenger RNA, 1505 nt
Organism: Closterium sp. NIES-67
Lineage: Eukaryota; Viridiplantae; Streptophyta; Zygnematophyceae; Desmidiales; Closteriaceae
Source: the annotation of a GenBank genome assembly